Megalopta genalis is the source of this 2466-nucleotide messenger RNA. Its product is annotated as seminal metalloprotease 1. The record is from RefSeq and is a predicted model, not a curated record. Gene Ontology annotation, biological process: proteolysis. Gene Ontology annotation, molecular function: metalloendopeptidase activity; zinc ion binding. NCBI's taxonomy places the organism in Eukaryota, Metazoa, Arthropoda, Insecta, Hymenoptera, Halictidae.
GCACGGAACAGUCGAUAGGCCGAUAGAAAUUCCUAUACGCGCGUACGCGUACACGUGUACGUAGAUGCACGCGCGCAUCUUCGUUUCAUCUCGUGCCACGUUCGUUUUUCGAAUUCGACCCUCGGCAAUCCCAUCGGUCGCGUUCGAUUCCGUUCGAGGUUGAAAAUCGAAAUUGCGCCAAUUACGCUAUCGAUGGACGAACGAAUAACGAGAGAGGCACCGGCGGCGAGGCAGACUGUCGCGGCAGCGCCCCGUCGACCGGUACGGAUGCGCCGGUACCGUAUACCGCAUAAUAUUCUACGAAUACGGGAAGAUGCGGACGAUGGAUGAAUAUGGAUGUAUAAUCGUAACGUUGGAGCGACGAGAUUCGGUUCGUUUUGGCGCGGCACGGUGAUACGGUGGCAUGGCGACCCAGCGAGGCGAGGCGAGGCGAGGCGAGGCGAGGCGACACGGCGGCAUCCGCAACCGUGGUUAUGCGGCACAAAUUUUGGUGGGGAUGGAGGACACUUUCACUCUUACAGGUGUAUGACCGACGCGAGAGCUUGGAAAUACUCGUUACUCGCGAACAAACGAGACGUACAGGAAGGCGAACCGAGAACGCGCGACGGGAAGGGGGUCGAUCGGGGGAUACCUAGGGGAUGCGCGAGAGACCGCGAAGAAAAAGGAGAGACGCGUAAAAACUCGACCGACGGUGUUCCAAUGCCGCGUGUCGGAUACAAAUUUUCGAUCGAACGUCGACCUGGACGAAGAAAGGACUUCGGUCCAACGGGUGGAAAGAAAGAAAGGAAGGAAGAUGUGGAAGAAACGAGAAUAGAAAAACGAAAAAAUGAAAGACGACGCCAACGAAAACGGACGAGGAGGGACCGUUUCGACGAUUCGCGAAAGGGAAGAUGUCGUCGCGAACGAUCCGCUACUCGCUAGAUAACGGCCCGGUAGUCGCAUACUCGCACGUACCGUUCGGUACGCGUUCGUUUUCCUCCUACCGAUCGAAUUUUUCGCCGUCUCGCUGCUACGAAGCUCGCCAACCGAACGAUAUCGUUCGACGUCGACGAGCCGCGGUCGUCGGAUCGCGAACAAGACUGCUCCGUGUCGCGAUCAAAAGAUAUUCUCGAAAACGUUCGUCGCGAGCAAGGUGCCGCGUAAAUCGAACGUUAUCCGUUUCGCGGCGGCCACUCGAAAGAAUAGAAAGUACGUAAAGGGGGAUGAUGAGAGCGCGAUACGAGUACGAGCAGUCGAUGCUCGAGGCGACAGAGACGGAAUUGAAAGUAGAGAACGAGAUAGGACGGGCCUGGAGGAGGCUGGCCGAAGGGGGUCAUCGAACCGCGAAGGAACAUCGGUUUUUGGUCAAUGUACCCGCUACCGAAAUACAUUCUCGUCUCGAGGCUCGAGACGGUCCCGAGUCCCGAUGUUUCCAUAUGGCCCCAGUGGGUCAGUGGUUCACGAGGGAGCACCAGCGGCGACGCGCUCGACGUUCGUCGAGCACGCGUCCGAUGUCUUUGUCGUCGUUGACGUUGUUACCAUCGAUCGUCGUAGUUGUUUCGGGUACAACGCAAACCGUAUACAGUCUUGGUCGAGGGAGGACAGGGAGAAUCUCUGGGAACUGAGCGGCCUGUUCGAAGGAGACAUAAUGCUGUACCCGUCGGAGGAAGGAGACGUCGAAUCGAAGAACGGUUUGGUCAAGACCGCGUCCCGUUGGCCCGCCGGAAUAGUACCGUACCAUAUAAAGGAAGAAGAUUUCGACGAAGAAGAGAUCGAGCUGAUCGAACGCGCCAUGGACGAGUACCACGAGAGCACGUGCAUACGUUUCCGACCUUACGAGAAGACGGACGUCGACUACGUCGCGAUAGAAGGGAAAACGUCCGGGUGUUGGUCUUUGGUCGGUCGACACGAUCGCGGGCAAGUAUUGAAUUUACAAAGUCCAGGAUGCGUGCACCACGGCGUGAUCGUUCACGAAUUGAUGCACGCGCUGGGCUUUUAUCACCAACAGAGCGCGGCGGAUCGCGACCGGUGGGUCGUUAUAAAUUGGACGAACGUGAAACCAGGCAAAGAACACAAUUUCAACAAAUACGACAAUCGGACCGUUACCGAUUACGGGAUCGGCUACGACUACGCCAGCGUGAUGCACUACAGUUCUCACGCGUUUUCGAAAAACGGCGAACCGACCAUUACUCCAAAAAAAAAAGGAGCGAAGCUCGGGCAACGAAAGGGUCUUAGCGAGAAGGACGUGCUCAAGUUGCGAGCGAUGUACGAGGAAGAGUGUCGCAACCGAUGACGCAACGGGAACCCGUGAACGAGAGAUCCCUUUCUUUCGCACUUUUCUUCCACGACGGGAUCGAACGUUACUUUCGUUCCCUCCGAUGCCUCUAUACGCCGCCGCUGUCUUCUCCGUUUUCUCUGUCAGUCAAUGAAAUGUCGGAUAAUAAAAUGCUCGAUUCGUUGCAUCGCCGAGAAGACGAGAAAACCAUA